This is a messenger RNA of Triplophysa dalaica, 824 nucleotides long. RefSeq lists its product as uncharacterized. The record is from RefSeq and is a predicted model, not a curated record. The transcript has 4 exons. Lineage: Eukaryota; Metazoa; Chordata; Actinopteri; Cypriniformes; Nemacheilidae. The coding region runs from base 1 to 720 and encodes 239 amino acids.
AUGAGAUCUCCGAACAUACAGUUUCAGGACAAUAGAUACAAUGAAAGUGUGCAAAAUGAAGCUGUGGACAUUCAAACUCUUGACCGCAUUAUAAACUUCUUUGAGCAAAACUAUAAGAGAGUUGAUGCUAAAGGAUACCCCCUUCAAUAUGCGACAGCCAUCAACGUACCAAAGGCUCAAUGUCAAGCCGGCUUUAAUCAGAACAACUUCCUCACUCAUGAAAAUGCAAAUAAUGUGAAAAAUUAUCUUGCUAAUGCGUCCAACCCAGUUUACCAGGGUCAACAGCUUAUAGCAGCCGGAACUAUACGUACUGGAAAGUACAAUAUUCAUUCUGAGUAUCUUUUACUGAACCCUCCUGACAACUCACUCAUGACAAACCUGUUAAACAGAAAUAAACAAGACUGCAGUAUUUUCUACACAUUUAACUCCCCGUGUCUCGGAACGUGUCUGGAUGAGCAAGGUCCAUACAAUAUUCUGGAAGCUCUUGAUAAGUGGAGCAUACACGAUGGAAUUAAAGCUUUUGUUUUCAGGCAGUUCUGGAAGCAUGACACAAGGAAAGGUCUUAAAAGUAAAUUUAAGCUCAUCGCAUCACGUGUCCCUCUCUAUCGUUGUGUGAGCGUGACCGAGUGCUACGCUUGUAACGGGGAAGGAGACGCCCCCAUUAAUGAGAACUGUCUCCCACCACCACCACCAAUCAUAAGACACCGCAGUGAACUCUAGUUUAUUUGCCGCAAAAUGAAAAGUGCUGAUGGGGGAAAUGUGUUUAUGCUUAGCUCGAAGAAACAAAAUAAUUUUCAUUGUGUUGAUUCUCAUUCGGAGAUGUA